GUGACUAAACUUUCCGGGUCACGUGAGCGGGCGGAGCCGGUGGUGUCGGAUCGAGAGACCGACGGACCGACCGAGGUUCGAGCGAGGGAUCGAGACCAGGAACUUGAGCGAGGUCUAAGACGCCUGGCCCAGGUGCCCAGUCGUAGGUACCCCAGGCGCAAGAUGCGGUAGGAGAGGCGCGCGCGAGAAGCCCCAUCCCCGGCGCUGCCAACCCCUCACCCAGCCCAUGGCGAACCCCGGCCUGGGGCUGCUCCUGGCGCUGGGCCUACCUUUGCUGCCUGCCCACUGGGGCCAAGCCCGGGGGCAAACGACGGCCCCUCCCGCCAAUGGAAACACCACUAUUUCGCCUUCUGGCUCCAGCUCCAAUGGGGCCCUGUCUCAGGAAGCCAUCACCGCCAUCAUUGUGGUCUUCUCCAUCCUGGGUGCCCUGCUCCUGGCUGUGGGGCUGGCGCUCUUGGUGCGGAAACUUCGUGAGAAGAGGCAGACGGAGGGCACCUACAGGCCCAGCAGCGAGGAGCAGUUCUCCCAUGCAGCUGAGGCCCGGGCCCCCCAAGACUCCAAGGAGCCGGUGUGGGGCUGCCUGCCCAUCUAGGUCCCUUCCUCUCCACCCCUCCCCCCACUUCUGUGCUGUGUGAUCUUUGGGGAAGGAAGGCAGAGCCCUCUCUGGGCAAUCAGACCCACCCUGUGCUUAAGAAUAGAAGGGAAGGAGUUGCUUCAAGUCUAAGGCCUUGCCCUGAGAGCAAGGGAGGAUGGGGACUGCUCACUUUUUAUAUAUUCAUAUAAAAUUGGUAGUGAGAUAUAAUAAAAGCUUUUUUUGAGCUGGUGGGGGCAUUAACCUAGACAGAAGAAGCAAAUGCCGAGGUGAAUUAUAAGGUUGCAAGGGUCCUAGGGGACCUGGCAGGGGACUUCCUAGAAUCCCCCCCUAGGGAAUUUCAGAUGCCCCUGGAGGGAGGGAGGUGGGAGGGAUGGGUUUCUGAGCAGAGAGAGGGCCCUAGAAAAACUCACCAGGAAAAACCAGCUGUGGGCUCUUGUGGCUUUAUUGAGGGACUAGGGUGUCCUCUGGACUCCUGAUCUUUAACUCUCAAAGCACUUCUUAAGGUCAGCGACUCUGGGCCGGCUCCUGGCCUGGGGUUCUUGCCAGUUGCUUGUGGGUGCAGCAGGGGGGUCAGGGGCUCCCUGCUCCUUGGGCGGCUGGAGGUGAGCAUGCCUUGUUAGCAGGACCUUGGGAGGCUGGGUCAUGGGGGUCUCCGGAGAGCUGGGGCCCGAGGAAGAAUGCAGAGGCUGGGAUGUCCAGGCAAUGUCAGAGCUGGGCUUUGUGGGGGCCAGAAGUGGGGGGCUUUCUGGAGAUUUUGGCUGGGUGGGAGCUGUGGGGAGCAUGGAGCAGGAGCUCUCCUGGGCUCUAGAAUCUCCAGCCACUUUGGCGGGAGGGGAGAGAUGAAGGAUUAGAGAUUCUGUGGAAGGGGAGGAUUCAGGGUCCGCUUGGCUGCUUGGGUCUGCAGACGCUGUCCAGGACUGGGAUGAAGAGGUGACUUCUUGGUUGGCCUCUGAGGGUAGCUGGGGAUUGGGGUUCUUUGAGGCACCGGUGUCAUCCAAAGGCUGAGCGUGUUGCAGGGACAACAGGUGCACAGGUUGGAAUGGGGGCUGGGGUUCUGAGGGUUUCUCCUCAUCCAGUUGCCAUCCUUCUCUUCCUGGUAUGUUGGGCUGGGCGGGGUGGAGGGACAGCAAGUUGCUGGCCUUUAGAUGGGGCAGGGGCUGGCAAGUUGGGUGGGAGGGGGAAGAUUGGGAUGGGGCGCGUGCUGUCUCUCACCAGGCUGAGGCAGCUGUCCAGGUCCCCUCUGUGACAGCAGUCUAGACUCUGGCUCGGUCGCAGGCUGCCUGCGCUCUUGGCUUCCACACUCAAACUGUCCAGAAUCUCGCUCAACAGGUCCAGUUCUUCCCCAGACCCCAAGAAACUGCUGUCCAGAGCGUCCUCUGCCCACAGGCCUUGGGCGCCCUCAGGACUCAGAGGAGGUGUCCUGGGCAUGAGGACAGGUGACCUCAGAUAGUUGCCUGACACCCCCCAGUUCUGGUCGGGCUGCUCUAGAGAGCUUGGGGACACUCCUCCCCAUCAGUCUUGGCCUCCCACUUCUAGCAGCGGCACCCCACUUUGAGCCUUACCCCUCCCCUGGGGGCUCAGAGGGUCCUUCUUCUAGGCAGAGCCUCCUGCUGGGGCGAAGGGGCCUGUUCUGCAAAGGAUAGAUUUUGGGGGUGGGGGGUAAGACCUCAAGAGCUGUAGAAUCAGGGGACUGGGGCUUUCCAGAGGAGGAUGAGUUUGAAGCAGGUGCCAAAUAUUAGGGUAGCUGAAGAGGGAGGUGAGAUGUCUGGUUGGAGGGAUAAUUCCAGGUGUGCAUGGAGGAGGGGUGUUCUCACCUGUCCAAAGUGCUGAAUGAUGGGUCGACGCUGUUGCAGGCGAUCUGAGUGGCUGAGGGCCCUCAGGGAUCCCCCCCUUUGGAGGGCAGAGUCCCCAUCCUAGGAAGAGGAUGCAUGAGCUGGGAGCCCCUCCGCCCCUCCCCCUUUGGUAUUACUGGCCAUUCAUUGGUCUUACCUUGAACAUGAGGCUCUGCACACCCUUCAAGCCACUCUUGGCCUAUGAAGGGGCCAAAGGAAGAAUUAGACGCAAGGGUGAUUGGACCCUGGGCGUUUGAGAGCUCAGCCCUCUGUCUCCUAGGACAGCUGCCAUCUGUCCACCUAUGUCCCACAAAUACGUCCAUGAUUCCCCAUGUGCCACCAUCUGAGAAGUUAACACAAACUUUCGUCCCUUUGAAGACUACAAGAGGAAUAUUCCCAAAGGAAGUAACCUCCCAAAUGAAAUGGGGGAGUGGCCAAGCAACAUGGCAAAAAGGUAUUUGUGUUUCAAAAGCCGUGAAGAAUAGAAUGGACAAUGUUGAGCUGCUAAAGUUGGCCCCAGGAAACUUUUCGGUUUGGGAGGAAAAAAACAAAAAACCACAGGGCAGAAGCUGGGAUUGUUUCUGAGGAUAAAAGAUGUUGGCCAGUGAAUCUUGGCUGUCGAUUUUAAAUAGGCAGGAAAUUAUUGUGAUGAAAAUGAGUAUGGACUAUGAAAAAUAAAAGUGGGAAGAAUUGUUAA
Lemur catta (Ring-tailed lemur) is the source of this 3124-nucleotide messenger RNA. It is a transcript of the gene CRB3, whose product is annotated as crumbs cell polarity complex component 3. The coding region runs from base 227 to 592 and encodes 121 amino acids. Lineage: Eukaryota; Metazoa; Chordata; Mammalia; Primates; Lemuridae. The record is from RefSeq and is a predicted model, not a curated record. The transcript has 5 exons.